AAUUCUCCCGCCACUGUCGACCAUAAUGUUAUUGUAGGUACCCCUCUAGUGCAACAUUGAUAAAACGCUUUGGUGGCUAAUCGAUGCUCUUCCGUCUUCGAACUCUUCGCGGUUCUUGAUCGAGUUUCGCAAAGGUUCGCUUACAUCGUUUAGGUUACGUUCCAGGCACGUCGGCUUGCGUUUUCGGGCAUUUCGGGUCGUUUAGCGUCGAAAACGAGCACAAUCUGGGAUGGAGAAGCGCAUAGAAUUAGAGAAGCGUGGCAAAGAUCCCGCGGAAAUCAAAGAACUUAUCUUGGACAACUCCCGGAGCACCUCCAUAGUGGGCCUGACGGCCGAAUUCACCAACUUGGAAAGCCUAUCGCUCAUCAACGUCGGUUUAACGUCGCUAAAAGGCUUCCCGAAACUACCAAAUUUAAAGAAACUGGAAUUGAGCGAUAACAGGAUAGCCAACGGACUAAAUUUACUAGAAACCAGUCCGAAACUGACCCACCUCAACCUUAGCGGCAACAAAAUCAAAGAUUUGGAAACGCUCGAGCCUUUAAAGAACUUGAAGAACCUCAAGAACUUGGAUCUAUUCAAUAACGAAGCGACCACGGUCGAAAACUACAGGGAAAACGUCUUUAAGUUAAUACCGAGCCUUAAGUAUUUAGACGGAUAUGACGAGCAGGACGGUGAGGCCGAAGAGGACACGGAUCUGGACGAGGAGGCGAACGAUCUGGACGAGGAGGUGAACGGCAACGACAGCGAGGAGGAGGGUUCGCUGGAGUCGGGCGAGGAGACGGGCGGUGUGAGCCUGGGGGCGGUGUACAACGAGCACCUCGACGAGAUGACCGACGAGAGCGACUACGAGGCCAUCGAAGACGAGGAGGACGAGGACGGGAUCGAAGAGGAGGAGGAGGAGAGCACCGAAGAAGACGAAGUGACGGUUACUGAUAUUUCGAGGGGAAAGAAGCGGAAACUCGAAGAUGGGGAAGGUGAAAACUAAAAUCCAGUCUGUGUGCAUCAUCAAUAAGUAGUGAUAUAUAAACAAAAAAAUAAACAAACAUUUUUAUUACCGACCAAUGAAGUGUCUCCAACUUGGUGAAGAAGAGACUUUUUGUUAAGUCGUCACCCCCUGGCUGUGGUUUCAUACUUUACAGAAAAAAAUAAGUAAUAAAUUUAAAUUUUUUCCCGUUUUUAAAAAGAAGUAACGAUUGCAAAUUCUAAAACGAUUUUUCGAUAUAAAAUAAUAUGUGAGGGAAUCCGAGGUGGGUUGUUAUAGGGCGAUUUUUUUAUAGCUUGGCAUAAACGUGCCAUUUUCGGCAUGCUUGCGAGUUUACAUUCGUUUUUGGUUAUUACAUCGGAAAUGUAAAUUUACUUAAAAAAUCGUUUUGAUAGUACAAGAAAUUUCUAAAUGUAAAUUAAUGUUUUGUUUUAAAUUUGUCCGAUUGCAAUCAGUAAAUGUACAUUUCUGGUUGUUUAGGUACAUUCCUUUUGGAUCGAAUAAAAAAUUUGUAAUUUUUUUCAAACUGCACUGGUGAUCAAAUUCGCUGAUUUCUAUUGACUUGUUUUUAAUGUAAAUUUUAAAUUGUUGAGGAUAAGCUUGUAGUUGAUCAAGGAAAAGUUGCAAAUUUUUUUAAAAUCUUGAAUGCAAACUUGCGAGUUCGGAAAAUGUACGCUUUGUUCAACAAUGUUAUACAUUUUAGAUAUAUAUUGCACUCUCGCAAUCCAACCGGGUUCGGAUUAAAAAAGGGUAAAGUAGCAGCCAGAAUUGUUUAAAAAAAAUGUAAGAGUCAAUGACGGUAUAGUUAUAUUUUGUACAUCCAUUAUUACAUAAUGUCUAGUAGUUUUUAGGGUGUUAACAUUGCAUAUGGAUUAAGUUAUUGUUUUUUUAUUGAUCUUGUGUUAUAUCAUCGAUUUUCUCAAAUUAAAAUUUCUUAACAUUGACCACAGACUGUUUUUUAUGCGUUAAUUCCCACCCCUGGAAAUAAUUAACAAUUAAAACAUAAUACACAAAUUUAAUCAACAUAUCACCAUGCACGUACAUAAAUAAAAAUUUAAAACCGAGUAUAUAAAACAAUUAAAUAGAUAAAAUAAUUCGACUACCCUAAAUUUAAAAAUACUCCAUAAACUAAGCAUCAUUCAACAAGAUUAAAUAUUCAUCUAAUACUAAUGGAUAUUCCACAUCAACAUUUUAUAUAAAAAUAUUUCAAUUGAAUGUUUCCGCAGAUACAAUCUGCGAAUUUAUUUGCUAUUGAGUAACGAUUGAAGAAAUUCAUCGGCCUCUGAGCACCCACUCGUGUCCUUCGGGGGCGCAUCAUCGUAUAUGAGAGAAUACAAUUCCAUCUUUUUCAAUUCCACUUGCGUUUUGUAGUCCUCGGCCUCGUCCGAGGAGGAUCGGGUGGUCUCUGCUCGCAUAAUACUCAAUAGGAAUUGUUCGUUAUCAGUACAAGUCGCUUGUUUCUCCUCGUACUUAGUCUUAUCAGCAUUGUAUUCUACUGUAUCAUCUGAAUCACUUGAACUACUUUUAGUAUCUGAAAAAUCCCCUGUUUUUAUCGUUUCCGUUCGAACCUCGCUUGUUCGAUUUUCGGUAAUAUCAUCAUCGCUUUUACACGCUAAUUUUUUCGUUCGAUUUACUCUUUUACGUUUCACCUUAUUAAUUACUUCUGACUCGUCAUCGGAGAGAUCCGGUUUCCGUUUAAAAGACUCGCAAUAAUCCCAAGUAAGAUUCAACCAAAAGUGGUGGUAAUUAUCGCGCAUAUUCGCGAAAUUAUCGUUGUCAAUUCUGUAAUUUAGAGAAUUAAAUAUUUUUUUUCUUUCGAGGGAAUUUAUACGUACUCGAAAAAAUCUUUCUUUCUACCGACGCAUCCCUGUUGAACCCAAUUUAGCAUGUUCCAUUGCAAUUUCUGGUCAGGUUCGAUCUGAAAUUUCCCAAAUUUAUUGUUUUAUCUCCACUAUUUUACCUUACACUGUAUAAUCGGAAUUUUAAUUAUUGCACUUACGUAGAAAUUUCUCCUGGUUAAACCUACAUGAAAGUCUCCUUUUAGUUUCCUAAUAAUUAACUUAUUAGCUACCCUGUCAAAUUUAUCUAUAACUAUCGUAGAUAAUUUGUAAUUGACGAGAACUUCCACGAGCUUAAUGUUAGUGAACGAUAUGAGGAAGAUUAGAGGUUCUUGU
Phyllotreta striolata is the source of this 3156-nucleotide messenger RNA. Lineage: Eukaryota; Metazoa; Arthropoda; Insecta; Coleoptera; Chrysomelidae. The record is from the annotation of a GenBank genome assembly.